Messenger RNA from Papilio polytes (common Mormon), 1531 nucleotides. RefSeq lists its product as uncharacterized. The coding region runs from base 110 to 1477 and encodes 455 amino acids. Gene Ontology annotation, biological process: glutathione metabolic process. Gene Ontology annotation, molecular function: glutathione transferase activity. NCBI's taxonomy places the organism in Eukaryota, Metazoa, Arthropoda, Insecta, Lepidoptera, Papilionidae. The transcript has 12 exons. The record is from RefSeq and is a predicted model, not a curated record.
UUUGUACCGGUUCCGAGCUGAUACACGUUUAAUAAUAACACAUACAUAGCGGCAUCACGCGCAACCGAUUGUGUAUAGUACAAGUGAACAUUUUUAAAAAGUUUAAAUAAUGGUCUUAACACUGUAUAAGUUGGACGCAAGUCCGCCGGCGCGUGCAGUUACGAUGGUCAUUGAAGCUGCCAACAUUCCUAACGUUGAAUAUGUGGAUGUUAAUUUCCUUGAAAAAGAACAUCUCAAAGAUAAUUUCUUAAAGAUGAAUCCUCAACACACAGUGCCGACUUUGCAAGAUGAUGAUUUUUAUGUUUGGGACAGUCACGCAAUUGCUGUAUAUUUGCUAACAAAAUACAGCAAAAACACAACACUUUACCCAUCGGACCCCAAGCAGCGAGCGAUUAUAGACCAGAGACUGCACUUUGAUAGUGGAAUACUCUUCCCGAGCUUACGCGGUGCUAUCGAACCAGUCGUUUACAGAGGUGCAAAAGCUAUUAAGCCUGAAGCAUUGGAAAAAAUUAAAUCCGGAUACGAUUUCUCUGAGAAAUUCCUAACAAAACGUUGGUUCGCUGGCGACGAAUUAACUUUAGCUGACAUUUUCUUCAUGGCCUCGAUUAGCUCUUUGAAUGAAAUACUACCGAUCGACGCGGCGGCAUAUCCUAAACUCACUGAAUGGUUGAAUCGCUGCAAAGAGUUAGAUUAUUACAAGAAAAUGAAUGAACCAGGAUCAAUACAACUUGGAAAUUUAGUUAAGAGUAAACUUGGUUCUCACAUCGUCAGUGGCAUCACACGAACGACAGCGUCUUUUCAAUUGAACAAUUUAAAAAAAAGAAUCAUGGUCUUAAAACUGUAUAAGAUGGACGCGAGUACGCCGGCGCGGGCUCUCAUGAUGACCAUAGAGGCUGCCAAAAUUCCUAACAUAGAAUUUAUCGAAGUCAAUUUAGCAGAAGGAGAACAUCUUAAUGACGAGUUCGUAAAGAUGAAUCCACAACACACUGUACCGACGUUGCAGGAUGAUGAUUUUUACCUUUGGGACAGUCACGCAAUUGCUGUAUAUUUGCUAACGAAAUACAGCAAUAACACAACACUUUAUCCUUCGGACCCCAAGAAACGUGCGAUCAUUGACCAGAGACUAUACUUCGACUGUGGUAUACUCUUUACCAGCCUACGUGGAGCUGUCGAACCAAUCGUUUACAAAAAUGAAGGGGCAUUUAGGCCUGAAGAUUUGGAAAAAAUGAGAUCUGCAUAUGAUCUCUCUGAAAAAUUCCUGACAAAACGUUGGGUCGCUGGCGACGAAUUCAGUCUAGCCGACAUUUUCUUCAUGGCCUCGAUUGGCACUAUGGAAGAGUUACUACCGAUCGACCCUACGACAUAUCCCAGAAUAACUGAAUGGUUGAAUCGCUGUAAGGAGUUGGAUUAUUACAAGAAAAAGAAUGUGCCGGGACUUAAAAAACUUGUAGAUAUAAUCAAGAGUAGACUUGCGUAAAAAAAAUCAACAUUUUCAACGUGCAAUUUUUAUGGAUAUUAUUAAAUGUUUAUA